AUGGAUUAUGAUUCUCUCUAUUUACUAUUGCCAAAAGAACCCAAGAAAUGGCAAGUAUCUGAUGUUAUUAUUUGGCUGCAAUUCAUUGGACUAGGUUAGAUGGAGGACAAGUUUGGUAUGUAGUUUCCAUAGUUCUAUUGUAGUAAAUUGUUCAAUUGAUGGAUCGAUUCUAGAAGAAAUAACAGAGAAUGAUUUGGAAGAAGAGUUAGGAAUCAACUAAAAAAUAAUCAAAAAAAAGUUAAUGAAUUGUAAUCAUAAUCUAAUCAAUAGGGAUAACAACUGGAUUAAAAGAAUAUAGUAUAUAUUUAUGUUAAAUGAAACUUAAUACCAUUAAAAAAUCACCAAAUGAAGAAUUCACACUUUUAAAAAAUGUAAAUGCUUGUUAAGAUAAAUAAUGUUAAUCUAUUAUUAAUCAAUACGAUGAAUUACAUAAUUCUUAGAACAAAAUGAACAAUUAGUUUGAAAAUUAACUAAUCCUAUAACCUUUAGAAAGUUAAUAAAAUAAUUUUUAUUGUAUCAAAUAAGUUGGAGCAAAAAUUGGAAGACAUUCUAGCAAUUAGAUUCUUAUAUUAGAAGAAAAUAUUAGUAGAUUCCAUGCUGAAGUUACAUAUUAAGAUUCUAAAGUAUCUCUACAUAUUAUCAUUAUUUAUAGUUUUAUAUCAAAGAUAUUGGAAGCACUACAGGAACAUAUAUUAAAAUUUAAAAAAGAAUGAACCUCUUUCAAGAUAUGCUUAUUGAAUUAGGUAGUAAUUUAUUUUAAGUCACUCAAUUGGAGGAAGUCUCUAAUGGUAUUUAAUUGGGACUCCUUGUUUUGGAAGGUCCAAAUUCUGAUGAACAAAUAAGUUUUCAUCUUAAUCAAGAUAAAAACUCAGUCACUUUUGGUAGAAAGACUAAUGCAGAUAUAGCAUUUCCAGAGGAUCAUCAUUUAUCUAAUUUGCAUGCUAAAUUUUAUUUAGUAGAUAAGAAUGUAACUAUUGAAGAUCAUUCUUCAACUAAUGGGUAUAUUAAAAUAUAAAUUGUUUUUUAGAACUUGGUUAAGAUUAUCUCCUGAUGGUAAACCAAGUUCAAUUUAUCCACUUACUUUAGAAGAUGAAAUGACUGUUAUUAGAAUUGGCACAGUUAAUUAAUAUCUAUGUCAAUUAGAUAAAUUAAGUAUAAAUUAUAAUGAAUACAAUUUUUGUACAUUGUGUCAUGAAAAUGAACGAGAUGCAUUGUGUCUUCCUUGUAAGCACAAUUCUACUUGUUUCAAAUGUAGUAAAAAUUUGUAAUUAUGUCCAAUUUGCAAAAUGAAGAUCUCAUAGCAAAUUAGAAUUUACAAAAAUUGA
Paramecium pentaurelia is the source of this 1325-nucleotide messenger RNA. The record is from the annotation of a GenBank genome assembly. Lineage: Eukaryota; Ciliophora; Oligohymenophorea; Peniculida; Parameciidae.